Messenger RNA from Aspergillus japonicus CBS 114.51, 1770 nucleotides. Its product is annotated as GMC family oxidoreductase. Bases 1 to 1737 code for a protein of 578 amino acids. The transcript has 7 exons. NCBI's taxonomy places the organism in Eukaryota, Fungi, Ascomycota, Eurotiomycetes, Eurotiales, Aspergillaceae. Gene Ontology annotation, molecular function: flavin adenine dinucleotide binding; oxidoreductase activity, acting on CH-OH group of donors. The record is from RefSeq and is a predicted model, not a curated record.
AUGACGGUUCCUAGCGCGGAUAGCUUCGAUUUUGUGGUUGUCGGCGGAGGUACUGCCGGCAAUGUGGUGGCCGGUCGACUGGCCGAGAACCCCGAGGUCCGGGUUCUGGUAAUCGAAGCGGGUAUCGCAAACCCGCAAGACAUCGAGACAAUCACCACCCCAGCUACCGCCUUCGACCUGCGCGGCAGCAAGCAUGACUGGGCCUACAAGACGACCAUGAUCAACAGGCCUUCCUACGAGCGCGCCGAGAAGCCCAACACCCGCGGCAAGGUCCUCGGAGGCAGUAGCUGCUUGAACUACUACACCUGGAUCCCGGGGAGCAAGGGCACCUUUGACGCGUGGUCCGAGUACGGAGGGCCGUCGUGGACGUGGGAUGGGUGCAAGGAGUAUUUCAGCAAGCCAGCGACAUACCACGAUGAUGAAAACCUGUAUCCCAACGAGCUGGCCAAGAUCGGCCGCGACGGACCGGUGCACGUCUCGCACGCGGACCUCGUCCCCGAGCUGCGGCCCUUCCGCGACGCACUCACCACGGCCUGGACCAGCGCGGGCCAGCCCGUCAGCGAGGACAUCUACUCCGGAAAGAUGGAGGGGCUCACGCACUGCGUCACCAGCAUCUACCAGGGCGAGCGAUCGUCCAGUGGCGCGUACCUGACCGGCAAGACCAACGUGGUCAUCAUGCCCUCGUGCAUCGCCAAGAAGAUCAAUUUCGAGGGUGAUACCGCCGUGAGCGUCACCGUGCUGGGACCGGACGGGUCGGAGAUCAUCAUCGAGGCCAAGCGGGAAGUCAUUGUCGCGUGCGGCGUCUUCGAGACCCCCAAGCUGCUGAUGCUGUCGGGCAUUGGCCUCAAGAAGGAACUCGUGCGCCAUGGCAUCGAGCCCGUGGUCCCCUCGGAGCACGUCGGCCAGAACCUCCUCGACCACCCGAUCAUGCCGCAUGUGUUCCGUCUGAAGGAGGGCAUGGGGCUGGAUAGCCAUCUGCUCCGUGCGGGGCCGGCGCACACCGCCGCCGUGCAGAAGUACCGCGAGAGCAGGCAGGGCCCUUACAGCAGCGGUCUGCUGGAGCUGGUCGGCCUACCUCGCAUUGACGACCGCCUGGAAAAAUACAAGGAAUAUCGGGAAGCGAAGGAGCAGAACGGUGGCAAGGACCCGUUCGGCCCUGAGGGACAGCCGCAUUUUGAGAUCGACUUCGUGCCCAUGUUCUCCGAUGCCUUCCAAUGGCACUUCCCCGUGCCCACGGAGGGGGACUGGUUGACUGUCAUCGUCGACCUUCUCCGCCCGCUCUCCCGCAACGGCGAGGUGAAGCUGAACUCCGCCGACCCGCGCGACCAGCCCAACAUCAACCUGAACUUCUUCUCGAACGAUCUCGACAUCCUCGCGCUGAGAGAGGGGGUCCGGUUCGUGGACGAGAUCCUGAUGCACGGCGAGGGCAUGAAGGACGUGAUCGGGGAGGAUUACCCCUGGCCCAUGCCGCGCCACUCGGACGAGGCGAUGAAGAAGAUGAUUCUCGAGCACUCGCAGACUGGAUAUCACCCGUGUGGUACCGCCCGGCUUUCCCAGUCCAUUGAGCAGGGUGUGGUGGACUCGGAAUUGCGCGUGCAUGGCGUCAAACGUCUUCGGGUGAUCGAUGCAUCGAUCAUCCCGAUCAUUCCGGACUGUCGCAUCCAGAACGCGGUGUAUAUGAUUGGAGAGAAGGGUGCGGAUAUGGUCAAGGCUGCGUACCCGAGUCUCUAUCAGUGAGGAGAUAGUCAGUCUGCUAGGGUUGGUGGAGCC